AUGUUUAAAACUUCUCUGUCAUCAGUUUCCGCUAAGUUCGGCAUUGGCCAGAGGGAAGUAAAAAUUCAAGAAGGCCCUCUGUACAGAGCCGAAGGUUACCCUGUCAGCAUCAGUUGCAACGUAAGUGGUCAUCAGGGUCCUUCCACGCAGGAUUUCCAGUGGUCUAUUUACCUGCCAAGUGCCCCAACCAAGGAAGUCCAGAUCAUCAGUACCAAGGAUGCCGGCUUCUCUUACGCAGUGUAUGCCCAGAGGGUGCAAAGCAAGGAGAUCUACAUAGAGAGGCUGCAGGGUGACUCGGUCCUGCUGCAUAUCUCAAAACUCCAGAUGAAAGAUGCUGGCGAGUACGAGUGCCACACACCCAACACGGAUGGGAAGUACUUUGGAAGUUACAGUGCAAAGACAAAUCUAACUGUGAUUCCCGACACCCUGUCUGCCACCAUGCCCUCCCAGACACUCAGUAAGAAGGAAGGCGAGCCCUUGGAACUCACCUGCGAGACAACCAAAGCCACGGCGCAACACACCCAUCUCUCUCUCACCUGGUACCUGAUGCAGGAAGGAGGAGGGAGCCAAGCCACUGAGAUCAUUUCUCUCUCCAAGGACUUUGUAUUGACCCCUGGGUCCUCCUAUGCAGACAGGUUUGUGGCUGGUGAUGUACGGCUGGACAAGCUUGGAGCCACUUCCUUCAGGCUGUCUGUAGGCAAGCUCCAGCCCUCAGAUCAAGGCCAGGUGUUCUGUGAGGCCACAGAAUGGAUUCAGGAUCCAGAUGAAACGUGGACUUUGAUCACAAGAAAGCAGACAGAUCAAACAGCUCUGAGGAUCCAGCCGGCAGCAAGAGAUUUUGCAGUGAGCAUCACAGCCAGUAGCUCACCUGAUGAAGGAAAACCCUUGGAACUGGUUUGCCUGGUUGUCGGCAGAGAUGGUGACCCGCAGCUUCAGGGCGCGUGGUUUCUCAAUGGGAAGGAAAUUGCCCAGACUGAUGCUGGUGGGGUCCUGGACCUGAAGAGAGACUACAGAGACAGAGCGAGCCAGGGCCAGCUGCAGGUGUCAAAGUUAAGUGCCCAGACGUUCUCUCUCAAGAUCUUCUCCAUGGGUCCAGAGGAUGUAGGCACCUACAGUUGUGAAGUGGCAGAGGUGGCGAGGACUCAGACGGGCUCCUGGCAGGCACUUCAGAGAAAGCAGUCACCAGGCUACUGGGUGCAGCUGAGGGAGCCAGCAGCAAGAAGUGUAACCGUGUCUGCUGAGCAGCGUGCUGUGUGGGAAGGAGAGAUGCUGACCCUUCUCUGCCAGGCAGCUGGGGAUAUGAGUGCUCUGUCUGUGAGUUGGUGGCUCACCCCACAGGACCAGUCCACACCCGGGUUUGUGGCUGGCAUGGGGCAAGAUGGUACUGUGCAGCUGGGAGUCUCUUCUCCAGGCUCUGCACACCAUGGUAACAGGAGGCUGGAGAAAGUGGACUGGGCCACCUUUCGGCUGGAGAUUGCCUCUGCCAUGGUCACAGACAGCGGUACCUAUGAAUGCAGGGUGUCAGAGAGACUCCAGAACCAGGCCAAAAGUUUGCAGUCAACCCAGAAGAUUUCAGUCACUGUAAAAUCUCUGAAGUCAAGUUUACGAGUUAAUCUGAUGAGCCGUCAGCCACAAGUGAUGCUAGCCCAUACCUUCGACCUGUCCUGCGUAGUAAGGGCCGACUACUCAGAUCUCAAGCUGCCAUUCUCGGUAACCUGGCAGUUCCAGCCAGCGGGCUCUGGAGCCUUUCAUCGGCUUAUUCAAAUUGCCCACAAUGGCACCGUUGAAUGGGGGGACGUCCUCUCCCAGAUCCACAGGAAGACGAAGGUGUCACAGUCUUUCUUUCGUUCUCAACUCCAAAUCCAUGAUGCAGCUAUGGAGGAGACAGGGGUGUACCAGUGUACAGUGGAGGUUUAUGACAGAGAUUCCGUGUGCACAAGUGGCCCAGCCAGGGUAUCUGCCACCUCUAACCUAUUAAUGAUUACUGUCGCCUUUCCAGGGAGCAAACUGAGCGUGAACUCGAGCAGUCAGGUCAAAGAGCUAUCCAUCAGCUCCAGCACUCAGAUAGAAUGUGCCAUCUUGUCCCGAUCUGCUGGAAACCUUCCGUUAUCCAUCAUUUGGUACUUCUCUUCCAUUUCUGCAAGCACAACCUACCUGAAAAUCCUAGAAAUGGACCAAACCAAUGUUGUAAAAUAUGGGGACGAAUUUCAAACCCCUCAGAGCAAGCAAAAAUUUUAUUCUGAGAAAGUUUCUCAAGACUUAUUUCUGCUGAACAUUCUGAGUGUGGAGGACAGUGACCAGGGCCACUACCACUGUGCCGUAGAGGAAUGGCUCUUGUCUACAAAUGGCACUUGGCAAAAGCUUGAAAGAAAGACUUCAGGACUCACAGAACUGAAACUCAGGCCCACAGGAAGCCAGGUCCAUGUCUCCAAAGUGAGUUGGACAGGAAACGCUACGGAGUAUGGAGAGGCGGGCUUCAGCUGCAGCCUAGAUAGCUCAGGCAGCACAGCUUCCCUGUACUCUGUGACUUGGUACCGGGGCAGAGGAACCGCCACGGCUGCCACUGCUGCCGCUGUUGCCAAUGCCACCACCGCCACAACCACUGCCAUCGCAGGGAGUCAAAUGCUGGUGCACCUGCAGUAUGACGGCUUGCUGCAGUAUGGCCGAGAGGGGAGCAGGAGGCUCCAGCACUGCUACCGAUCCUCUCCCACAGACUUCGUCCUGAAGCUGCAUCGGGUGGAAAUGGAGGAUGCUGGGAUGUAUUGGUGCAGGGUGACUGAGUGGCAGCAACAGGGCCACCCAGGCAAGUGGAUCAACCAAGCCUCAGGCGAGUCGCAACGAAUGGUGCUCAGGGUGCUGCGCUCAGAGCCCACAGUCUCCUCCCGGAUCUGCUCCUCGGGGCCCUUGCUCCACUUCCUCAUCGUCUGCCCCUUCGUCAUGCUGCUCCUUCUGGCCACGUCCUUCCUCUGCUUGUACCGGAAGGCCAGGAAGUUGUCACAGCUGAGUCUCAGUGCAAAGAAAGAAAAGGCUCUCUGGGUGGGCAUGAGAAAGCCAUCACUUCAGAAGGAAGCCGGAGAGGAGGGUGGAGGCUACUGAGGAGCACCUGUGCUGGAGGGAUUGGGUUGGACUGUCCAGGGUGAAUGAAUUCUGCUUCAGACCUUGGCCAAGUUACCUAGGGACCAGAAGGGAUGUGCCAUGGGCAUAUAUUGUUAACCAUAUCUUGUCGAGUGUUUCUUUGUAUAGCAACCAUUUUUUUUUUUUUCUUUUCAUCCUUCAGAAGCAAAUAGUGUCAUUGUCCCCACUUACACAGACCUCACCUCCUGGAGGUCCAGCCUCAUCUGGAAAGAGAGGAACACCAGCUGUCGAGCCUUCCUUCCUCUCUCAUUCCUCUCCCACUCAUCUAUUCCCUUGGCAACAUCAGCUUGGCCCAGUCACAAGGGAAAUCAUUUUUCUCUAGAUAAGAAAUGUAGGAAAAACCGAGUGUCCGCAAAGCCGGAGGAAUUGAGAGCAAGGACUGGCUUGCCUGGAAUCGGACUCCCCCAAUCAGUAUGUAAUUUUUUCUAGGCAGAAAUCCGAUGUUUUUUCUCCAACCCCCCUUUACAAAUGCCUGCUGAAAUGUGUAA
Mus caroli (Ryukyu mouse) is the source of this 3623-nucleotide messenger RNA. It is a transcript of the gene Cd101, whose product is annotated as CD101 molecule. Gene Ontology annotation, cellular component: membrane. The record is from RefSeq and is a predicted model, not a curated record. NCBI's taxonomy places the organism in Eukaryota, Metazoa, Chordata, Mammalia, Rodentia, Muridae.